Meloidogyne enterolobii is the source of this 462-nucleotide messenger RNA. NCBI's taxonomy places the organism in Eukaryota, Metazoa, Nematoda, Chromadorea, Rhabditida, Meloidogynidae. The record is from the annotation of a GenBank genome assembly.
AUGCUUUCAUGUUUAAAAAAAGCACAUAUAGAAGCCCAAAAUGCCCAUAUUAAACACAAAAGAGCGUUCGAAAAUCGUUAUUUAUCUCGCCAUGAAGUAGACAAAGCUCAGUUGGCAGCAAACAAUAAAAGUACAAUUUGUGAACAAGGAAAACAGAAUUACGCAUCCCAAUUAGCUGCCACAAAUCAAGCAAAAAGUGAUUUUUACAAUAUUUUGUUGCCUCGAUUAUUAGAAGAAAUGAGACAACUUGAAAUUGAACGAAUUAAUUUUACUAGAGAAAUUAUGUUGGAAAGUGUUAAGGCAGAAACUGAUGUUUUACAUAUUAAACAAAGGUGUUAUGAGGAUAUGAAUAAUGCAAUUAAAACAGUCAAUCCAGAACAUGAUACUUUAUUGGUUGUUGAACAAACAAAGACUGGAUAUACACAUCCUGCUGACUUUGAAUUUGAAGAUUUUGGUAAUUAA